AAGUCUUUGCAUUUUCUAUCAGCAGAAUCAACUCAACAUUGGAAGUGUAGUCAGGAUUUUCAGUAAAAUCUAAUCUCGAUGCAGGCCCAUCACGCCAUGCCUGAUUUCCGGUGCCGGAAUAACUGUCAACAUAAGGAGUGCCAGCGCCAUGCGCCGCUAGGUAUCAUUGAUCAGCAUACGCAGUGCAAGUGCCUGGGCGAGGUGAAUGCCUCAUCGAUAUUCCUGGAGAACGUACUGGACUUGGCCAAUACAUUGGCACAGAUAAUGAUCAUAUGCGGAUUGCACGAGUGUAAGGCUAAGUCCACGGUAGACAUCAUAACGUAUGCAUUUCUGCAUUACGAUCAGGUAUGCUACUGCAUCGAUACCGUUCCCAAGAAGCGGCUGCGCAAAGAGGAUCUCUUCCACGAGCUGGGCAAAAAGUCACUGAUGAACAAGGUCGAGGCGCAUCUGGCAUACAACAUCAUCAAGCGCGGCUUCAAAGCCUUCUACUACGAGCCCAAGCAGGAGCUGACCUACGACGAGCAGGGCAGACCUAGCUAUAAUGACGAGUGCGUUUGGGUGCAUGCGUCGCGCAAGACCGCCGAGAGCUAUGCGCGUUUCGACGGCCUCUCUUGCAACGAGCAGAUGGCUUUUGAGGCCAAAAUCAAGAUUGCCUACAAAAAGUACUACGAUCGCAUGCAGACCCGCAAGCGCCAGCCAGAGGGUGAUGAUUGCAACUGUUGCUUCUGCGCCAAGAAGCGCGGACAUCUUGUUUAUGCCAAAGAACCGGUUCCAUGCAGCACCAAACGUAAGCCGAAGCAUAUAUGCCCUUACUGCUGCAAGAAGAAGCAGAAGCAGCAGUACACUCAUCCUGCUCGCCAGCCGGCCAAGUGUCCCAAGUGCCACAAGUCUCGCAAGUUCUGCUGCUGCACAAAGAUGGACUUCAAUCUGCAAUGGGUGAAGAGCAUUUGGGAGCGACCCGAUUUCAAUCAGUAUUACAAAAACGAGAUCGCCGAGAUCGAACAGCGUCUCAUCAAAGGUUCCUGCUGGCUGCCACCAGAGCCAAUCGCCACAGAGGGCGUCGAUGACGAAGAGGGCGAGGAGGAAAGUGAAGUUUCACCCGAAACCCAAUUGGCUCUUGGUGGCAAGAGCGUGGGACACCCGCCCAAAGAUGACGAGGAAGAGGAGGCACCAGCACCUGCAGCUUCAAAUGAAGGUGCCGCUGAGCCUGCACCCGAAACUAAAGAAGGGGAAGAGUAAUUGUCAAUGGAGUGUGAAACAUAUUAAUAGAUUUACCAAAUGGUAUUUUUUCGACAAGCUAUCCAAAUCAGUAAAAAUUCCAAGUUUAUUA
Molecule: messenger RNA, 1330 nt
Organism: Drosophila novamexicana
Lineage: Eukaryota; Metazoa; Arthropoda; Insecta; Diptera; Drosophilidae
Exons: 2
Coding region: 79-1239 (386 amino acids)
Source: RefSeq, a predicted model, not a curated record